GAGGAGGCAGUGGCGCAGCCUGAAUCAGGACCUCUUGAGCAGUUUAUUCCUAAGCAACCCCCAUCCCAUCUCCGACACCGAAUUUGCUCACCGGUAGAUACAAAAAGUAUCGCGUACUACACUCAACCCGCGCAUCUAAUUCUCGCAUCCAUAAACGAUCAAAAUGCUUACCCUGGCCAUCCCGCCUUCUCCCACCCAGCGCGAAUACCUUGCGAGCAGCCCCGUCGUCUCCGCACCACCGAACAGAUCCGCCUGUCCGAUAUGCUACUACAACUGGAAUGUAGGUAAUGAGACAAUCCCACAGACGCAUUGCGGUCAUAUGUUUCACCGAGAGUGCCUAAUCACCUGGUUCGGCGCCAAGGAAGUCGAAAGCGCGAAUACAUGUCCCAGCUGCCGGGCGGUGUGCUUCCCCAGUGAGCCGAUGCAAUCUAGCAAUGCAGAGAUAACUGGAGAGCGCAGUCAAAAUUCCGAGUACUUGUCGUUCCUUUAUCAGAGUAUUUUAUGUUGCGGAGUGAGUAGUGUGGACUCAGUAUAUCACGUGAGGGAUAGGAGAGGAAGAUUGAAGUAUCUAUAUCUUCUUAUUUAGAUCUUUUUAGCUUGAUCUAUUUAUCGUUUUCCACAAUAGAUCAAUCCUAGGUGCUGCAUAUUUUACGCUGUGUGUAUGGACGCGCACU
Molecule: messenger RNA, 674 nt
Organism: Cucurbitaria berberidis CBS 394.84
Lineage: Eukaryota; Fungi; Ascomycota; Dothideomycetes; Pleosporales; Cucurbitariaceae
Exons: 1
Coding region: 164-586 (140 amino acids)
Biological process (GO): protein ubiquitination
Molecular function (GO): ubiquitin protein ligase activity
Source: RefSeq, a predicted model, not a curated record